Didymodactylos carnosus is the source of this 237-nucleotide messenger RNA. The record is from the annotation of a GenBank genome assembly. NCBI's taxonomy places the organism in Eukaryota, Metazoa, Rotifera, Eurotatoria, Philodinida, Philodinidae.
AUGUCCCGACUACUCAUGAGUACUGACAUGAAUAUUCAUCAGUGUGUAACGAGUACUCAUUACUAUCGUUCUUUAAAUACUUAUAUAAAAGAAAUGCAAAUUGAUACACCUACAUUUGAAUUAACAUGGCGUAUAAUAAAUGAUAGUUUAAAAACCGAUGUAUCCUUAUUAUAUCCACCAUAUAAAAUAGCUUUAGCUUGUCUUCUAUUAUCAUGUUUACAUCGUGAUAAAGCAUGA